AUGUCUAUCGUACCUGACAUCGCUCCUGAAGUGCCCUACGACGAGGAUAGUGAAGAGGAACAAGAAGUCUCGUGGCGUGAUCCUACCAUUCUUCCUGAUCGACAUGCAUUGCGUUUGGCGCAAGGACGUGAACUGGAUCGUAUGGAUUUUGACGUGCACCAUGCCGAAGGACCUGACCAAAUGCCCGUUGAUUGCUGGAUGUUACCUCCCGAGUACACGUUGACUGAUGUCCUUGGCGAGAAGCGAUUCAAGCUUGACGAGAUUCGACGCGACACCAGUGCUUCUUUGAAAUACAAUGCCAGCAAGCAUCAAGUGGAUAUUUGGGGCGAGAAAUCAAGCGUGCAGCGUGCAAAGCAGCAUUUGGAUCUUAUUGUUGCGCGUCUCAACGAGAAGGCUGAUGCAAAUCGACGACGUACUAAGAAGUGGGGCAAACCUGAACGUGAGCUCACACCACGCGAGAAGCGACGUGUUGACCGCAAGGCUGCACAGCAAGCUGAACAGCGUAGUUACCAAGGCUACCCUGAUGCUCCUCAACCUUACAAUGCCAUCGUGCCUCUCCCAAGUGAUGAUGUUCCGUUGACAAAGCUGUUGGGUACCCGAGAUGCUUUCCUCAAUCAGAUUCGUGCUAGCUGCAAAUGUUGGAUGUAUGUGGAUAAGAACAAGGACAACACCGUACGCAUUGCUGGUCAAGAAGAAGAUCGUGUUAUCAUGGCUGCCACUCGUAUGCGCAAUUGGUAUUUGCUCAAUGUUCGACAACCCUAUCGUGCCGUUCUUCAUUUGAUGAAACAGCCACGCAACUAUAUGCUUGUCAAGUACCGAAAGCUGCCUCAAGGAUUUGUCACGUAUCGAUAUGCCACUGGAAGCACUCAGCAGAUGAUGUUAUCAGACCACCGACUAUUGGAAUCCAUCAAUAUUGGUCGCUAUGAUGAAUCACGUAUCGACUCCAGCACCAAUGAGGAUAGCACCAACUUGAUCGACUUGGAUGAUCCCAUCACCACCGACACACCAUCAGCAACCAAGGAAGAGGACAACAACAGCAGCAACCUUCCCGAAAACCUUCAACACAUGGAUGAGGACAACGCCAAUCGGAUACGUCACGCGUUAGAGUAUGGUCUUGAGAGUAUUCGAUUGUUUGAUUGGGAGAUCCGUAUGAAGCUUCGUUUUGGCCAAGUGUGUUUGAUCAAUUACCGCCGCAUUGACGAUACCAUUCAAGUGGACAAGCUGGCAUUGAAGACCUUCAACAACCCCAAAUUCCAUAUGGCAUUGGCUCCUUGUGUUGGACGUACGAUGGAUGAUAUGCGAGGUCUCUUUGAGUAUUUGAAUCAGCAUGCCACCGAGUUUAAUGGAUCCCCACAAACCUCAUUUGUCAUCGAGGCCAAGCAAUACCUCACCUUCACAGCCAAGCAAAGUCCACCGAGCCAUCGAUCACGACGCGAAGUAUCAGCACCACCACCAAAUGAUGACAACAUGACACACACAACAACAAUUUGCAACUUUACCAAUGAGCGACGCGUUGGCUUAUGGAACACGUUGACGGAUUGCCGUGAUCACAUCACUGUCAACUGUGCAGAUUUGGAGUCGGAGUAUUCGUGGGAUCUUAAGCUGCAAACAGCACGCCGCCUCAUCUCUGACAAUAUGGAUUCACCCCAUGGCAAGUUUGUCGAUAGCCUUCGCUUGAAUGAGACCACUGGCCGCAUGAAUUUACUUGCCAAAUCGCCUGACUAUACCCCUAUGAUUGUGACGCAAAAGACAAAGUGGCUCUAUGAGUACGAUGAAAAGUGGAUUAUUGAAAUCAUUCGUGAUGAAAUCUGGGACUUGGAAUUGAUGGACAUCCCUGAAAAGCGACAAGAAUUCCACAUUGAUUUGUCUGAUCAAGAGCCUCAUCGUGUUUUAUUCAAGGUUUCCGCUCGUCGAGAAGAAUGGACCGAUCGUUUCGCUGACAAUCUUGGACUUGAAAUUGGACAAGCUCCCUACUGGACUCCACGUGACUUUUUAUCAACCAACACUGAAAGCGCCCAAAAAAUCAUGAACAUGGCCCAAAAGAUCAGCUCCAUUCUCUCAUCAGAGGUACCCCAAUAUUGGAACACGCUCAUGUAG
Lichtheimia ornata is the source of this 2097-nucleotide messenger RNA. RefSeq lists its product as uncharacterized. The transcript has a single exon. NCBI's taxonomy places the organism in Eukaryota, Fungi, Mucoromycota, Mucoromycetes, Mucorales, Lichtheimiaceae. The record is from RefSeq and is a predicted model, not a curated record. The coding region runs from base 1 to 2097 and encodes 698 amino acids.